Molecule: messenger RNA, 2393 nt
Organism: Centruroides sculpturatus (bark scorpion)
Lineage: Eukaryota; Metazoa; Arthropoda; Arachnida; Scorpiones; Buthidae
Gene: slmb
Product: F-box/WD repeat-containing protein 1A-like
Exons: 11
Coding region: 130-1647 (505 amino acids)
Molecular function (GO): protein dimerization activity
Source: RefSeq, a predicted model, not a curated record
UAGCUGCACUUCCGUUGGUGACGUCAGGAUACUUCCGCCUUUAGUUGCGGUUGUACGGAGUUCGGAAUUGAUAGUAGAGAUCUGUUUUAAGGAAUCAUCGGAUAAAUUUGUCGCGUUUUCAUUGUGGCCAUGGAAUCAGGUACAUUGACUGAAGAAAAAGUCACUUUGGAGCAGCAGGUUCCAAUGACUGUAUUAUAUGAAACUCCUAGAAAAGAAUCAUCAGCUCAGUUUACAAAAGAAAGAGAUCUAUGUGUAAAAUUUUUUGAAAAAUGGGGUGAACACGAUCAAACUGCUUUUGUGGAAUUGGUAUUGUCUAAAAUGUCCCAUUAUCAGCAUAGUCAUGUUAGUUCAUUUCUUAGACCUAUGUUACAAAGGGAUUUUAUCUCUCUACUUCCAAAAAAUGGCUUAGAUCAUGUUGCUGAAAAUAUAUUGUCAUAUUUGGAUGCAAAAUCUCUUUGUGCAGCUGAAUUAGUAUGUAAAGAAUGGUAUAGAGUAAUAAUGGAAGGCAUGUUAUGGAAGAAAUUAAUUGAACGAAGAGUUAUAACAGAUAGUUUAUGGAAAGGAUUAGCAGAAAGAAGAGCAUGGAUUAGAUAUCUUUUCAAGCCACCUCCUGGAGAACAACAUCCUGACCAUACUUUUUACAGAAGACUUUAUCCUAGAAUUAUUCAAGAUAUUGAGAGUAUUGAGAAUAAUUGGCGAUGUGGACGUCACGUGUUGCAACGGAUAAAUUGCCACAGUGAAAAUAGCAAAGGAGUUUAUUGCUUACAGUAUGAUGACCAAAAAAUUGUUAGUGGCCUUAGAGACAAUACAAUUAAAAUUUGGGAUAGAAAUAGUCUUCAGUGUGUUAAAGUUUUGACUGGCCACACUGGAUCAGUUCUUUGUCUACAGUAUGAUGAUAGAGUAAUAAUAAGCGGAUCAAGUGAUUCUACUGUAAGAGUAUGGGAUGUAAAAACUGGAGAAAUGGUUAAUACUCUUAUUCAUCACUGUGAAGCUGUUCUUCAUUUGCGUUUUAAUAAUGGGAUGAUGGUCACUUGCUCCAAGGAUAGAUCUAUUGCUGUCUGGGAUAUGGUAUCACCUACAGAAAUUAAUCUUAGACGUGUGUUAGUAGGCCAUAGAGCUGCUGUUAAUGUUGUCGAUUUUGAUGAAAAGUAUAUUGUAUCUGCAUCUGGUGAUAGAACAAUCAAAGUAUGGAACACUUCCAGUUGUGAAUUUGUUCGUACUCUGAAUGGACACAAAAGAGGAAUUGCUUGUCUUCAGUAUAGAGACAGACUUGUAGUCAGUGGAAGUUCUGAUAACACUAUAAGGCUAUGGGAUAUAGAAUGUGGAGCGUGUUUGAGAGUGUUAGAAGGACACGAAGAAUUAGUGAGGUGCAUUCGUUUUGAUAAUAAGCGCAUUGUUAGCGGAGCAUAUGAUGGAAAAAUAAAAGUUUGGGAUCUUGCCGCAGCUCUUGAUCCACGAUCUCCUACGGGCACACUCUGUUUAAGAACACUAGUGGAACAUUCUGGCCGUGUCUUCAGACUGCAGUUUGACGAAUUUCAGAUCGUCAGCAGUUCUCACGACGACACCAUUCUCAUUUGGGACUUUUUAAACUGUGCACCGCCCGACACAAAAUCGCCAAAUCGCACAUAUACUUAUGUUUCAAAGUGAAUGGAAGAAUUCGCAUCGGCCUCUUAGAAUAAUGGCAACCCGAGCCCAAAGUCGACGAAUCUAGACAAGGCUGGAAAAUUGCCUCCCUUUCUUCUUGUCCUCAGUGUCAUCUAAUUUCUUUUGUUAAAACUUUGGUAGGAAAAAAAAAAGACUUUAGUGCAAUUUGCACCUAACUGGACCUAAUGGGGUGUGAAAAUGCACUUGAUUCACUGUGUUAAUACACAUCACCAAAGUAUGUACAUAUUUCUGAUUGCUUGAAGAAGUUUUUUGUCUUGUACAUCCUGUUCUUAGUAAAUGGUUGAUUCAUCCUACAGUGUGUAGACAGUGAACUGAUUCAACUUUGAAAAAAUAUUCUAUAUUUUACAGUUUUCUUUAGUGCCUUUUCACUAGUUUUGCCAUAAUUAACGCAAAGCAAGUGGAAAUAACAUCAAGGUGUACUUACCAGCAUUUUUGUAUAGCUUCGUGUAUGAGUUGUGAAUUAGGUAUAAGCUAAGAAAUAUUUAUUUUUGUCACUAUCACGUUGUUCUUCAAAUACUUGGGUUUUUUUGUCCUCGUUAAAGGUGUGGGUGAUGAAUUGUGUAUUCUGUGAUGUUUAAAAACAUUCAUUCCAAUUUCUAACCAAUGAUGACUGUAAGAGCAAUGUGGCCAGUGACAACACAAAUAUCUGUAAACAGUACAGAAAAUAAAUGAUGUUAUUUCAUACAACGUUUUUAGGAAAUGAUAUUUAAAGCUAUUCUCUGAUUUUA